CUGGCGCACGCGUCGCUAGUCCGAACUCCCCAACGAUCCGCCAUUUUGUUUGAACAGCUGUCAUUCUGUUGCUAGUGCGCGCUUGGAGCGAAAAAUUAAAAAAAAUGGCGGUGUUAAAGUUAGUGUUGUGUUUAAGUUUCGUGCACAUGGUUUUCGCUAAAGGGUCAGAAGCCCAGAGCGAGUGCACACCAGAGUACAUGCGCGUGACUAUACCCAUGGAUGGUGACAGGAAGCUGACAUAUCUCGACCAACUUAAAGACUACACCCCCUGCGAGCCCACCAUGGAGGGCAACCUGGCGACUUUCAUGUUGGACUUGCAAGAUUACCCGAAAUGCGCUGUCACAAGAGUACUCAAUAAAAUUACGGGUAAACGCACAUAUUACCACAAGAUUGUGAUAGAGGACGGCGCGGGUGGACGGGAGAUUGUUACCGUUCGGUGUGUGGUGACGGGGAAGAUGCGGGCGCUGUCGCGGCGGGCUGUGGAAGAAUUCCCGCUCAAUUUCAAUGAGCCUGAUACCCUGGACAUCACGAGGUACAUGGAAGGGCGGGCUCCUGAACCUAUUUUAGGUGCUCUCGUAAAGCAGAACGGAAAACAAGUAUCCGGGGAAAUCUCAGUUACCCCUGGAACUCCUCUAUCCAUGGAGAUUUUCUUGGACAACUCAUCAGCACCGGUCUACGGUCUGCUGGUCGGGUACAUGCACGUCACAGAUACAGGAAAGCAGCAGGAAACUAUUAUAUUCAAUGGUUGCUCAGUGGAUCCGUACCUCUUCGACAACUUCCUGACGACCGAUGGCAAGAAUCUCACCGCUAAGUUCAGGGCAUUCAAAUUCCCCGACACUACUUACGUUCAGUUCAAAGGAACUGUUACAGUAUGCUUGAACAAAUGCCAAGGGGUUGAAUGCAGCAACGGAGUCACGGCUUACGGUCGAAAACGCCGUGCGAUCACAUCCGGCGCUGAAGCCAACAAAGUGUUUGAAGUUUCGCUCACCACUAUCAUUAAGGUGGACUGGGCAGAUGGGAAUAGGGAGGAAGAAGAGGUUCUCACGCUAUUGAAGAACCUGAAAUACGCGAAUCAACUGCUUGGUGAUAAAGACGGUACCCCAGCAACGGUCUCUGAACAAACCCAGGAUAGCAGACCUAUAGUCAACCGAGAAGAAUUAACAUGGUAUUCAAACAAUUCGCACAUACAAACAUACAGCUGUAUGCUUUUACUCGUUACCCUAUUUUUAGUAUCGCGUAAAUAAUUUUAGGGUGAAAAUACUAGUAGUAAUAAUAGUAUUAUGAUAAUGGAAUGAAAACAGUGGGUGUUUUUGGAAUAACCAUAGAUAUUGUCGUUUUUUAAGGGCAGUACUGAUCAGAGACAAUUUUUUUUAAUGACAGUAAUUCUUUCAUCUUAACCCAGAACUUUUUUGUGCAAUGGCUUAGCCAGUUUAUUAAAAAAAUAUAUAUAAUCCACUUUUUCUUACCUGUCAAAUUAUAGUGAUGUAAAAAAUUUUUCUUCUAACGUUUGUUGUAAGACAUACACACAAAGAAAAUUUUAGCAAACUGGUUUUAUUUUAAAUCUUAAAACCAUACCAUAGUAAUGAAGGGAUUGCUAACAUUUUAAAUAUGACAGGUGAGAAAAAAUAUGUUGUACUGAAGAAAUAUAAUGUCAAUUUAAUUCCUUUUUUAAAUAAUGUGUUUUUAUUGGAUACUUUUUAAUGUAUUGAAUAGACGAUUUUAGUAGAUUUUUCUUAACGUAAAGUAUAAUACUCAAGCAAAUAAUAAUCUUAUUCAUUUUAUCAAAAUUUUGUACACGAUAGUCUCAAUAUUAUAUCCUUUUAUUCUUAUAGUAUGG
Messenger RNA from Pararge aegeria (speckled wood butterfly), 1837 nucleotides. RefSeq lists its product as uncharacterized. The transcript is spliced from 10 exons. Lineage: Eukaryota; Metazoa; Arthropoda; Insecta; Lepidoptera; Nymphalidae. The record is from RefSeq and is a predicted model, not a curated record. The coding region runs from base 105 to 1244 and encodes 379 amino acids.